AUUAAAAAAGAAAGGAAAAGACGCUACUUUAAUACUUUAUUUGGGAGGGUGCAGGAAGAAGAAACAGAGACGAUGGUGAGAUCUAUUUUGCUCAGGUUUUCUGGUUGAUUCAAACGCAUUUGCUGCUGCUGCUGAGAAGCGGAGAAGGACAUACAAAUGUAAGGGUACAUGUAUUGAUCAAAGAAAAGAAAAAAGAGAAGGAAAAGAAGAAGAGAAUCCAUCCAUUGAUAAACGAUGGCGGAAGAGAAGAGCAUCGAAGAUGAGCUAUACUCUCCAAUCCUACUCGCUGAAAGAGUACGGAAAGCCGUCGAAGAAGCAGAGUCCUUCAAGCUCGACUGCUCUGAAGUAGGUAAGCAAGUCGACCGUCUCUCCCAAAUGCUUCGCUCCGCUGUCCGACUCGCCAACUCCAACCCUUCCCUCUACGAACGCCCUGUCCGUCGUAUCGUCGCCGAAGUCUCCAAGAAUCUCGAACGUGCCUUGGCCCUCGUCCGUAAGUGCAAGCGCAGCGGCGUCCUCCGCAGAGUCGUCACCAUCACCAGCGCCACCGAUUUCCGCAAGCUCUUCAACCUCCUCGACGCCUCCAUCGGCGACAUGAAGUGGCUCCUCAGCAUCUUGGACUCCGACGGCUCCGGUGGCGGUACCCUCCCCCCUAUCGCUAGCAACGACCCUAUCCUCUCCUACGUCUGGUCCUUCGUCGCCGCCAUUCAAAUGGGUCCUCUUCCCGAACGAGUGGAGGGCGCCAACGAGAUCGCCUCGCUCGCCCGUGACAAUGACCGCAACAAGAAAAUUAUUGUCGAAGAAGGUGGGGUUCCCCCUCUACUGAAGCUCUUGAAAGAAGGGGCCUCCCCCGAUGCCCAAAUUGCCGCUGCCACUGCUCUUUCUAACUUGGCGACUGACCAGCAGAGGGUCAGGCACAUCGCCACCGAGCUUGGGAUUCCCAUAAUUGUCCAGGUUCUCUGUGAUUCUCCGAUGAGAGUUCAGGUUUCCGUCGCCAAUUUGGUUUCGAGGAUGGCGGAGCACGACCAACUUGCCAAGGAGGAGUUCGCGAGGGAGAAUGCAAUUAGGCCGCUCGUGUCCUUGCUGUCGUUCGAUAUGUUCUUGGAUGAUCCAAAGCCCCAACCGGGUAAGCCGCACAGUAUUCAUUCUAUAGUUCAGAUUAACAAGGAGUUGGGGGGAAAGUCGUUGGCAAUAAAGAAUCGUCAUUCCCACUCGAAUUCUUCUUCUUUGCAUUCGGAGGGUUUUAACAGGGGUGGCCACAACAGAAAAGAGCGGGAGAACGAGAAGCCUGAAGUAAAGCUGAAGCUCAAGGUUAGCUGUGCCGAGGCACUAUGGAGGCUCUCCAAAGAGAGUGUCUCCAACAGCCGCAGGAUCACUGAGACCAAAGGCCUUUUUUGCCUGGCGAAGCUCAUUGAGAGCCAGCAGGGGGAAUUGCAGCUCAAUUGCUUGUUGACGGUAAUGGAGAUAACUGCAGCGGCGGAGACCAAUGCUGACCUCAGACGGGCAGCUUUCAAGACCAACUCUCCUCCUGCAAAGGCAGUUGUUGAUCAGCUUCUAAGGGUGAUUCGGGAGAUAAGCACUCCGUCGUUGCAAAUUCCCGCCAUAAAAUCCAUUGGUUCAUUGGCUCGUACAUUCCCGGCGAGAGAGACGAGAGUUAUUGGUCCCUUAGUGUCACAGCUCAGCAACAGGAACCCUGAUGUGGCUACAGAAGCUGCCAUUGCUUUGGUCAAGUUUGCUUGUCCUGAUAAUUUCCUUUGCGUGGAGCACUCAAAGGCGAUCAUCGACUUCGGAGGGGUUCCGCCUCUUAUGAGAUUACUAAGGGGCAAUGAACGGGCUCAGUUGCACGGAGUGGCACUCCUCUGUUACCUGGCAUUGCAUGUGGGCGAUAGUGAGGCUCUGGAACGAUCAAGGGCAUUGAUGGCUCUUGAGGGGGUUGUUCGUACAGUGGCAGCCCAAAAUUCUUCUUUGAAAGAAUUGGUUCAUAAGGCCAUAUGCCACCUCGAGGUGUAUCAGGCAGGAAACCAUCUUCAUCGGCAGUCUUAUGCACCGUAAAUAACACUUUAUCGAGCUACUAGACCAGAUAAUUCAUCCAGUUUACUUGGAUUUCAAGAUACUUGGACCAGUUUGGUGCCUGUAUGAACAAACACAAGCAAGGCUGAUUGAUGUGCAGAUGGUUGGAAAUCAAGGAAAGUGUUUGUUCUUCUAAUUCAAAAUUAUUGAGGCAAUGCAAUAAUCCUUGUCUUAAAAUGGAUUAGUAGGAGGUUUGGAGAAUGUAUCUCUUGUUAAAUGCACAUAUUUGGAUUUGCUUGAUUUCAUGGAAAGAAUACAGAAUUUUUGUUUUCCUUGUGCUUUAACUCCUGUUUAUAUGCUUCAUAUGCUUUCACUUGGCAAAUGCAUUAUUCAUGUAGCCACUUGCAGAUUAUUAUAUGAUGCAGCAAGUACUGCACAUUUCACUCUU
Messenger RNA from Nelumbo nucifera (sacred lotus), 2455 nucleotides. RefSeq lists its product as uncharacterized. The record is from RefSeq and is a predicted model, not a curated record. NCBI's taxonomy places the organism in Eukaryota, Viridiplantae, Streptophyta, Magnoliopsida, Proteales, Nelumbonaceae. Gene Ontology annotation, molecular function: protein binding. Gene Ontology annotation, biological process: cell surface receptor signaling pathway.